Molecule: messenger RNA, 5989 nt
Organism: Salvelinus fontinalis (brook trout)
Lineage: Eukaryota; Metazoa; Chordata; Actinopteri; Salmoniformes; Salmonidae
Gene: bmpr1aa
Product: bone morphogenetic protein receptor, type IAa
Exons: 13
Coding region: 676-2274 (532 amino acids)
Biological process (GO): dorsal/ventral pattern formation; cellular response to growth factor stimulus; BMP signaling pathway
Cellular component (GO): signaling receptor complex; plasma membrane
Molecular function (GO): ATP binding; SMAD binding; transforming growth factor beta receptor activity, type I
Source: RefSeq, a predicted model, not a curated record
CGCUCCCCCUCAAAUGGUUGAGCACUCGCUGCAGUGAUUGGAAGGUUUUGGUCUGGAAUUAUCUCGUCUCGCGCAGGACUGGGUAUGUGCGCUUGAUCAAAUGACAUAGUCGGAGCCUGAAACAUAGCAAGGAGAGCUGGGCCGAAGUACAGAAUUUUUGGAAAAUAUACACAACAUUUUGCAACUUCAAUACGAAAUAUAUAGAUAUAAGGGAGUAAACCCCCUGAACCAAAAGGAUUGGCCACAUCUGCUGGAGAAAAAGGUCUCCAUGGUGCCAUGCUGGAUUUCUGUCUCAGCAUCAAUAUGUUCUCUAUCCCUAUGGAUCUGUAUGACCCCCUGCACCAAUGCUGGUCUCUCUACAAGCUUCCUCAACAUGCCCCCGCACCAUGGAUCCCCCAGUGAGGGUUUCCAACCGAGGUAGCCUGUGAGAAGAAAGAUUUGAGUUUUUAGUUUUUGUGCCAUCCUCCCUCACCCACUCGCCUCCCCCGUACAUAUUCACCCGUACCUCCACUCCCCCAACGGGGGAAAACUAUGCUCCUGUUCUCCCUGAGCUGAACCAGGAAGGGACAGGACGAGGCACACCAUCAGAGCCCACAGGGGUGACCACCAGUGACCAACAAGCUCCCACAGAGCGCAGUCCAGCCCAGUCAAGUCUCAACAAGUCACUGUGCCAAGAUGACAGUGCUUCCCUUUUACAUCGCUGCGGUGGGAGUCUGCAUCCUACUGGUGAUCAGAGCUGAAGGUAUUCAAACUGGUCAGAAUCCAGACCACAUGCUCCACGGCACCGGGCACAAGCAUGAGUCCAGGAAGCCCGGGGACGACACCACGGUGGCCCCAGAGGACGCCGCCCGCUUUCUGAGCUGCUACUGCUCGGGUUACUGUCCAGAGGACCACAAAAAUAACACCUGCGAGACGAAUGGACAAUGUUUUGCCAUCAUAGAGGAGGAUGAGAACGGAGAAGCUAUUCUGACCUCUGGCUGCAUGAAGUAUGAAGGCUCACAUUUUCAAUGCAAGGAUUCGCCCAGGGCUCAGACAAGGCGAACGAUCGAAUGCUGCGGGACGGACUUCUGUAAUCGGGACCUGCAGCCCACGUUACCUCCCCCAAUGGACACUGGUUCCUACUUUGGCAGUGCCCACUGGCUGGCGUUCCUUAUAUCAAUGACCGUAUGCUGCUGCACUCUCAUCUGCAUCACAGUAGUCUGUUACUACAGGUACAAGUGGCAGACGGAGCGGCAGCAGUACCACCGGGACCUGGAGCAGGACGAGGCCUUCAUCCCUGUGGGAGAGUCUCUCAAAGACCUCAUCAACCAGUGUCAGUCUUCUGGCAGUGGCUCUGGGCUCCCCCUGCUGGUGCAGCGCACCAUUGCCAAGCAGAUCCAGAUGGUGCGUCAGAUCGGCAAGGGGCGCUACGGCGAGGUGUGGCUGGGCCGCUGGCGGGGAGAGAAGGUGGCCGUCAAGGUGUUCUUCACCCGGGAGGAGGCCAGCUGGUUCAGAGAGACCGAGAUCUACCAGACAGUCCUCAUGAGGCACGAGAACAUACUGGGUUUCAUAGCGGCAGACAUCAAGGGUACCGGGGCCUUCACCCAGCUCUUCCUCAUCACAGACUACCAUGAGAACGGCUCCCUGUACGACUACCUGAGGUUCACCACGCUGGACACCCAGAGCCUGCUGCGACUGGCCUACUCCGCGGCCUGCGGCCUGUGCCACCUCCACACGGAGAUCUACGGCACCCAGGGCAAGCCGGCCAUCGCCCACCGAGACCUGAAGAGCAAGAACAUCCUGAUGAAGAAGAACGGCACCUGCUGCAUCGCCGACCUGGGCCUGGCUGUCAAGUUCAACAGUGAUACCAACGAGGUAGACGUCCCACUGAGUACACGGGUGGGGACCCGGAGGUACAUGGCCCCAGAGGUGCUGGCCGAGACCCUGAACAAGAACCACUUCCAGGCCUACAUCAUGGCUGAUAUAUAUAGCUACGGCCUCGUCAUCUGGGAGAUUGCCCGCCGCUGUAUAACAGGAGGUAUAGUGGAGGAUCACCAGCUGCCAUACUAUGAGAUGGUACCGUCAGACCCGUCCUUUGAGGACAUGCUGGAGGUGGUGUGUGUCAAAGGGCUGCGGCCCACCGUGUCCAACAGGUGGAACGGUGAUGAGUGUUUGAGGACCAUGCUGAAGCUGAUGUCUGAGUGCUGGGCCCACAACCCUGCCUCGCGCCUUACCAUCUUACGAGUCAAGAAGACCCUGGCCAAAAUGGUGGAAUCACAGGACAUCAAAAUGUGAUAUUUUACCCCUACGUACUCAACACAGCCCGAUCGAGAGCCUGAACUCCCCAGUGUGUCCUAAUGUCAUGAUGCAGAAUAUGUCACCUCUGUUCAGGAGGUGGGGGAGGAGAAACGGGGGGAGGGGGGGACCCUGUCACAGGGACUACUUGGACAUUGAGCCUCAAUCCUCAUGAAUCUCUAUAACCACAAUGGACAGACGCUGCUACAGAGGUGUUUUUUGACUAAAGGAAACAGUAUAGGUUCACUCUCCCGCCUAUUCCCUCCCUGGCCAGAGGAGUUCUUGGUUGUAGGAAGCAACGUACUGUGAUUUGACGCUUUCUGUGAAAGCCAAAACAUGACAUGGUGUGAGGGGGAAGGACAUGUGUCUGCUCACAUGUUGAUGGACAAAGUCAUAUUAUGUAGGAACCUUAGAGCCACACUUCAAACCAAGACACUGCCCUCGCAAUCGUCACCUCCCGCCAAUCAUGUUCAAUUUUUGCCUGUAAAUGUUUUAUGCCAAUUUUUUUUCCCCUCUUCAGGACAGUCUUCUCCUGCCAUAUUGAAAUAUAACUCUUGACUCUUAAGUAGAGUAAUUAUGAAAUAAGGUACUAUAAUUAUGUGAAUUUAAAUGUAAAUGUAUAUUGGAUCGAUAGAUGCUGUGCCUACAAAAAAGAACUAUACUGCAAUGGUAUUCACGUCCAGUGGGCUUCAAAUGCGACCUGCUUCAAGAGCUACGAGCAAUCCAGACAACCAAGGACAUUGUUAGGGGGGGAUACUCGACUUGCCUUAAAUCAACAACUCACUGUGCUUCCUAUAACAAACUUCAACUCAGUAACUUCUCCUGUCACAUUUGACAUGAAAAGGACAACUGGGGAGAAAAAUAUUUGAUGCAUAAUUCUAUUCAGAAGGAAAUGUGUAAAUAGGAAGUCAAUCUGUGUCCCGUCCUGUCUCUAUGCUUACCCCUUCUUCGUAUUUGUUCCUUUGUGUAUAUACGGUAUGCCUUCUGGAAGAAAUGUCCAGAACACUAAAUGUUGAGUCUUGUUCAUAGAUAUUAGAAGCUGAAUUUCCUUCCUGCUCUUCUCUAUUGCUUGUAAUUCCAUGUUGAGUUAUAGAUAUUCUAUGAGUGGCCAACUUUCAUAUUGCCAGACAUCAUGUGAGCUCGGCCAUUGGACUGCAGUAAUGAAAAAGUCCACGUUAGUUUGGAAAAUAUGCCAUAUUUUAUUAACUUAAAGUACAAAUAUAUAGAUUCCUCAAUGCUAUGGUAAAUGACAGUUACUUGUGCUAAAAACAUUUAGCGCUGUAAUGCCAAUGAAGUUUGUUGAUCCAUCAAGCUUCCUCAGGUGUGAGACAGAAUUACAGCCAAGUAAAGUGAACUUGCAGUAGAUUGCGACCCCGAAGUUCGACUGUUUCGAGACACAUGCGAGUACAGUUAAAGUCGGCAGUUUACAUACACCUUAGCCAAAUGCAUUUAAACUCAGUUUUUCACAAUUCCUGACAUUUAAUCUUAGUAAACAUUCCCUGUCUUUGGUCAGUUAGGAUCACCACUUUAUUUUAAGAAUGUGAAAUGUCAGAAUAAUAGUAGAGAGAAUGAUUUAUUUCAGCUUUUAUUUCUUUCAUCACAUUCCCAGUGGGUCAGAAGUUUACAUACACUCAAUUAGUAUUUGGUAGCAUUGCCUUUAAAUUGUUUAACUUGGGUCAAACGUUUAGGGUAGCCUUCCACAAGCUUCCCACAAUAAGCUGGGUGAAUUUUGGCCCAUUCCUCCUGACAGAGCUGGUGUAACUGCGUCAGGUUUGUUGGCCUCCUUGCUCGUACACGCUUUUUCAGUUCUGCCCACAAAUAUUUCAAGGGCUUUAUGAUGGCCACUUCAAUACCUUGACUUUGCUGUCCUUAAGCCAUUUUGACACAACUUUGGAAGUAUGCUUGGGGUCAUUGUCUAUUUGGAAGACCCAUUUGUGACCAAGCUUUAACUUCCUGGCUGAUGUCUUGAGGUGUUGCGUCAAUAUAUCAACAUAAUUUUCCAUCCUCAUGAUGCCAUCUAUUUUGUGAAGUGCACCAGUCCCUCCUGCAGCAAAGCAUUCCCCCAACAUGAUGCUACCACCCCCGUGCUUCACGGUUGGGAUGGUGUUCUUUGGCUUGCAAGCCUCCCCCUUUUCCUCCAAACAUAACGAUGGUCAUUAUGGCCAAACAGUUCUAUUUUUGUUUCAUCAGACCAGAGGACAUUUCUCAAAAGUCCGAUCUUUGUCCCCAUGUGCAUUUGGAAACCGUAGUCUGGCUUUUUUAUGGCGGUUUUAGAGCAGUGGCUUCUUCCUUGCUGAGCAGCCUUUCAGGUUAUGUGGAUAUAGAUACUUUUGUACCUCCUGGUAUUGAUUUGCACUUUUCGCUCCAAAGUACGUUCAUCUCUAGGAGGCAGAACGCAUCUCCUUCCUGAGCAGUAUGACGGCUGCGUGGUCCCAUGGUGUUUAUACCUACGUACUAUUGUUUGUACAGAUGAACAUGGUACCUUCAUGCGUUUGGAAAUUGCUCCCAAGGAUGAACCAGACUUGUGGAGGUCUACAAUCUUUUUUCUGAGGUCUUGGCUGAUUUCUUUUGAUUUUCCCAUGAUGUCAAGCAAAGAGGCACUGAGUUUGAAGGUAGGCCUUGAAAUACAUCUUCAGGUACACCUCCAAUUGACCCAAAUGAUGCCAAUUAGCCUAUCAGAAGCUUCUAAAGCCAUGACAUUUUCUGGAAUUUUCCAAAUUGUUUAAAGGCACAGUCAACUUAGUGUAUGUAAACUUCUGACCCACUGGAAUUGUGAUACAGUGAAAUAAUCUCUGUCAACAAUUGUUGGAAAAAUGACUUGUGUCAUGCACAAAAUAACCGACUUUCCAAAACUAUAGUUUAACAAGAAAUGUUUUGGAGUGAUUGAAAAACGAGUUUUAAUGACUCCAACCUAAGUGUAUGUAAACUUCCGACUUCUACUGUAUAUACAAGUCUGCAGGUUUGCUCAGUGCCGUUAUAUGUGCAGAGGGUAGAGCCAGCCCAUUGAUUACCAUUUACCACAAGAGGAACUGCAUUUUAGAUCUUUCAGUUUUCAUACAGGACAGAAAAGGGGAAAUAUGAAGUGAUAACUUAAUGUCCCCUCAUCUGAACCACUGUCCUUACCUCUUGACAGUCUGUUUGCCGGUGUGAUGAUGACGAGGAAGCCUGGUCACAGAUUGUGCCCAUGAUAAAUGAUGGUUCAACCUCUUGCAUAGGCUUUGUUUUGGCCAGUGUAUUCUUAAAACGUUCUCUUUCAAGUCCCUGGUCCUAUUGUGUCUGCUGUCUCUUCUAUCUAAUGUUGGCUUUUGCUUUACUUUUGUCCAUACAAAUGCGUAAAACAACAUAUGCUGUAUAGCUUUAGCAGUGCUUGUGGGUUUGCGCUCAUGAUGUGUGCUUAUGUUGGUUAAGUGUGCAUGUCCGCUGAAAUCCCAUGCAUCCUAGUGUGUGUGUGUGUCAGGACAGUUUCUAUGUGAAUUAAGCUAACAGUACAUGGUAGAUAUUUAAGAAAAAUACUUCACACAAGCAGUAACUCGUGUUUUCCUGUCGUUUGUAACAUGCAAGAAAACCAACUAGAAUAAUCUCUAAUGUGUAAAUCUUUAAUGUGUUGUUGUACAGCAUCUGGCCUUUAUGAGUUUACCAAGGAAAGAAAACUAUUCUGUAUACAGCCUGUCCAAUGUAUCAAUUUUUAAGUAAAUAACCUUAUUUUAGUACACAA